AUAUCAGCAACACCGUCAACGCCAACUGCUAGGAAUAACAUAUUUAUUUAUGCUUUUGUUAAUACGCACAUUUUGACAAUACUCAUUUAAUAGAGGUUCGAGGAGAUUCUUGUAAACGUGAAAAGGUUCCAUACAUCUUUUGUUACCUUCAACACGGAAAAUCCACAAUGUCUGAUAAAGGAUCUACCUCUGUCCAACCGCUGGUGAAAAUUGGACACUAUAUUCUAGGAGCGACCCUAGGUACAGGAACGUUUGGAAAGGUUAAGAUUGGAGAGCAUCAGCUUACGAAACACAAAGUAGCAGUGAAGAUCCUAAAUCGUCAAAAAAUUAAAAGCUUAGAUGUGGUGGGAAAAAUUCGCCGAGAAAUUCAGAAUUUGAAGUUAUUUCGACAUCCGCAUAUCAUCAAACUUUACCAGGUGAUAUCAACUCCAACCGAUAUAUUCAUGAUCAUGGAAUACGUUAGUGGAGGUGAACUAUUUGACUACAUUGUGAACAACGGCAAGUUGCAGGAAUCGGAAGCAAGAAGGUUUUUUCAGCAAAUUAUUUCGGGUGUAGAUUAUUGUCAUCGCCACAUGAUCGUACACCGUGAUCUGAAACCAGAGAACCUCUUAUUGGACCACAAUAGACAUGUUAAAAUUGCAGAUUUUGGACUUUCAAACAUGAUGUUGGACGGAGAAUUUUUACGCACAUCGUGUGGUUCACCAAACUAUGCUGCACCAGAAGUAAUAUCCGGCAAACUGUAUGCCGGUCCCGAAGUGGACAUUUGGUCGUGUGGUGUAAUUUUGUAUGCCCUCUUGUGCGGAACUUUACCGUUUGAUGAUGAACACGUACCAACAUUGUUCCGCAAAAUUAAAUCUGGUAUCUUCCCAAUACCAGAGUAUUUGAAUAAACAGGUUGUUAGUUUACUUUGCCAAAUGUUGCAAGUAGAUCCAUUAAAAAGAGCAACCGUGGAGGAAAUUAAAAAGCACGAGUGGUUCCAAAAAGAUUUACCAGCGUAUCUUUUUCCCUCGCCGGUAGAGCAAGACAGCAGUGUAAUCGAUACUCAUGCAGUAUCAGAAGUAUGUGAGAAGUUUGGAGUUAAAGAGCAAGAGGUUCAUAAUGCUUUAUUAAGUGGUGAUCCACAUGAUCAAUUAGCAAUCGCAUACCAUUUAAUAAUUGAUAACAAACGAAUUGCUGACGAAGCUGCCAAGGCCGAAUUGAAAGAUUUUUACGUAGCGGGUAGUCCGCCUACAAUACCGUCUCAAUCAGAGAAACAUACGCCGGUAAAUGAACCGUUUAAAUCGCCUUUGAUUCAUCCUGAGCGAAUUGCACCAUUACGCGAAAGACCAGUAAACACGAAUAGCACUCCGGUACCUAUACAACACAUUACACCUACAGCUAUUCCAAUAGACAAACAUCGUGGAACACCCGUUAAGCGAGCUAAAUGGCACCUAGGUAUCCGCUCUCAAUCGAAACCAAACGACAUCAUGCUUGAGGUUUAUAGAGCGAUGAAGGCACUAGACUUUGAAUGGAAAAUUAUCAAUCCAUACCAUGUUCGUGUUCGAAAAUACAAUGCACGAAAUGAAAAAUACGUGAAGAUGUCACUACAGCUCUAUCAAGUGGAUGCUAAAAGCUAUCUACUGGAUUUCAAAUCGCUUACUAAUGAGGAGGUUGAACAAGGAGAUGAUGUCAUUAUGGAAAGCUUAACCCCACCGCCUCCCGUUGGAUUUGGUGGAAUGGGAAUCCCAAACCAGCCUACUGGUCAUCACACAAUGGAAUUUUUUGAGAUGUGUGCGGCACUCAUUAUUCAACUUGCUCGUUAGGUACUAUUUAAUUCUAUUUUUGAAAUCAUUUCUAUAUGUGUUGUAAUGUAAAUUCAUAAAUAUUAAGUGACAUGUUACAUA
Molecule: messenger RNA, 1883 nt
Organism: Wyeomyia smithii (pitcher-plant mosquito)
Lineage: Eukaryota; Metazoa; Arthropoda; Insecta; Diptera; Culicidae
Gene: AMPKalpha
Product: 5'-AMP-activated protein kinase catalytic subunit alpha-2
Exons: 3
Coding region: 168-1802 (544 amino acids)
Biological process (GO): intracellular signal transduction; protein phosphorylation
Cellular component (GO): cytoplasm
Molecular function (GO): protein serine/threonine kinase activity; ATP binding
Source: RefSeq, a predicted model, not a curated record